AUCAAUAACGAGGAAUGAUACAAUUUUAAAUCUGAAAACGUAACAGUUGCGUCGAGACAUUUCUGAAAUUCUGAAGAGUGUUGUUUAUCUGGUGAAUUUAAUAGUUUUGAUUAGGAGAAGGUACCAAUGCCAAUGUUCCUACCAGAUUGCUUCUGAUCAUGAACGAUAUAGAAAUGAAUAAUCAUAAAAAAAUAAACGGUAAAAGACGGAAAAGACGCAACAGUGAUUAUUACUAUUAUGAAACUGAAGAUGAGGAUGAUAUGAGAGAUAAGAGGAAGAGUUUGUUGUCUCAAUCAGAUGAGGAGGCAGAAAAUAGGAAAAAGACGGAAAAUCAGAAAGAAGAACAAGAUGUUGGAGUUCCAUACUGGAAAUUGUAUAAAUUUGCAACUUCCUUGGAUUGGUUUUGCAUCAUUAUAGCAGCAAUAUGCACAUCUUUGGUAGGCGUUUGCCAACCCUACUAUUGUGUUAUAUUCGGAAAAGUAACAGGGGACUUCAUAUCAUACGUUACAGCAGCUUCAAACUCCAGUUUGUCCAGAGCAGAGCAAGAAGUAUUAGAAAAUAAGUUAUACUACGAUGUUUUUAUUUUUUCGAUGAAAUCUGUUGGAUUAGGCCUAGCCACAUUACUGUGUCAGUAUCUUGGAGGAGUACUGUUUUCCUACAGUAGCUUAAGACAGGUUUUCAGAAUAAGGCAGAAAUUCUUAGAAAAAACACUGAACCAAGACAUCAGCUGGUAUGAUUCGAACAAAACAGGAGAUUUCGCAACAACAUUUUCGGAAAAUUUGGGCAAGAUUGAAGAAGGAAUAGGCGAUAAGGUUGGAGUCUUCUUGAAUUAUCAAAGUGUCUUUUUAACGGGAAUGAUAUGGUCAUUGGUUAUUGGAUGGAAGCUAGCUUUGGUUUGCAUGGUAUCGCUUCCUAUGUCUACCGUAACAAUGGCAAUUAUUACUUGGCUGUCCACCAAGUUUUCCAAGCAAGAAAUGGAAUCCUAUUCUCAAGCUGGAUCUAUCGCAGAAGAGGUGUUUUCUGCCAUUAGAACUGUUGUGGCAUUUGAUGGCCAGAAAAAAGAAAUGAAGAGAUACGAUCAACAUUUGAUAGAUGCGCGAAAUAAUAAUAUAAAGAGAAAUCUGUUCAACGGCUUGAGCAAUGGAUUUCUAUGGUUUUUUGUUUAUGGAUGCUGUGCUCUAUCUAUGUGGUAUGGAGUCAAAUUAAUGAUCGAAGAAAAGGAAUUGCCCGAGGAUCAGAUAAUCUAUACUCCUGGAACUGUUGUUGCGGUAUUUUUCAAUACAUUGGUGGCCUCCUGGAAUUUUAGUAUGGGAGCUCCCUAUCUUCAGAUAUUCGGUGUAGCCUGUGGAGCAGCUGGUAAAGUUUUCAAGGUACUGGACAGUGAACCCAAAAUAAAUUUAUCUCUGAAGAAAGGAUUGAAGUUAAAGAAUCUCCGUGGUGAAAUAUCUUUCGAUAAUAUUUAUUUUAGAUAUCCAUCAAGACCAGACGUCAAGAUACUGAAUGGCCUAACUCUGAAAAUAGCAGCAGGCGAGAGUGUCGCUUUUGUUGGUAGUUCAGGUUGUGGAAAAUCAACUUGUAUCCAGCUGCUGCAAAGAUUUUAUGAUCCCAUCGCAGGAGAGAUAACCAUAGAUGGCUCGGAUAUCAAGGAACUGAAUCUUUCUUGGCUGAGAAGUAAAAUAGGUGUAGUUGGCCAAGAGCCAACAUUAUUCGCGACUACAAUCGCUGAAAAUAUACGUUAUGGUAAAUUAUCUGCUAGUCAAGAAGAUAUAGAACGAGCAGCGAAAAAAGCCAAAGUCCACAAAUUCAUAAAAAGUUUGCCAAACGGUUACGACAGUAUCAUAGGAGAAAGAGGAACACAGCUUUCUGGUGGACAAAAACAAAGAAUUGCUAUCGCUAGGGCUUUAAUCAGAAAACCAUCUAUUCUACUACUAGAUGAAGCGACUUCUGCCCUGGAUACUACAAGUGAAGCCGAAGUUCAGGCUGCUUUAGAUUCUGUCAGCGGGGAAUGUACAACCAUCAUAGUAGCCCAUCGUUUAUCCACAGUCAGAAAUGCUAACAGUAUAUUCAUGUUCAAUGAAGGUAAAAUCAUAGAGCAUGGUUCUUAUCAAGAACUCAUGGAUAAGCAGGGAUCAUUCUAUAAUUUGGUGAAAUCGCAGAACAAUCAUCAAGAGACAGUAGCUGUAGAAGAAGAAAUUCCUGAACCAAAUGAUGAUUUAUUCAAGAAGGAGAUCAAUAGAAGAGAAUCCUAUGUUGAUGUUCAUAAAUUCAAACAUAGAAAGAGCAUCAGUGAAAAAGAAAAAGAGGAAAAAGGAAACAUCCUUAAAGUAUUGAAAAUGAAUAAAGCAGAAUGGUUUUGGAUACUUCUAGGAUGCAUCUCUUCUGUAUUUAUUGGUGCUGCAUUACCAAUAUAUUCUGUACUAUUUGGCGAUAUAAUUGGGACACUUUCUGUCGCUGAUAACACGCAGUUGACUGCUUCAACGAAUAUGAUUUGUCUCUUUUAUUUCAUUCUUGGUUGCGUAGCUGGAAUCUCAUAUCUGAUACAGAUUUAUGCAUUCGGGGUGGCUGGUGAAAACUUAACCCUCCGUGUAAGGAGUAGAAUGUUUGCAUCAAUAAUGAAACAAGAAAUAGGCUGGUUUGACAGAAAAGAUAAUACAGUUGGGGCUCUUUGCUCGAAACUUUCUAACGAUGCUAUGUCAAUUCAAGGGGCUUCUGGAAUGCCAAUUGGGACAGUAUUGAAUUCAUUAUCUACCCUAUUUUUGGCGAAUGUUUUAGCUCUAUAUUUUGAAUGGAAGCUUGCUUUGGUUAUGCUUACUUUCUUCCCAUUCAUUUUCAUAUCGAUAUAUUUCGAACAGAAGAUAAUGCAAGGAAAUUCAGGCUUCAGAGAGAAGAAACUUCAAAAAUCAGCCGGGAUUGCAGUAGAAGCCAUAGGUAGCAUUCGUACUGUUGUUUCUUUGGGAUGCGAAAAACUAUUUUUGGCAAGAUACACCGAAGAACUAAUCCCAUAUAUCGUUUCAUCGAAAAGGAAAUCGCAUUUUAAAUCAUUUAUGUUGGGAGUAGCUAAAAGUUUGAUGUAUUUCGCUUACGCAGCAGGUCUGAGCUAUGGCGCAAAUAUCAUUAUAGCGGAGAAGAUCCAUUACGGCAUUGUUUUUAAGGUUAUUGAGUUGGUGAUUGUUGGUUCUUGGUCACUUGGAAAUACGUUCGCCUUCGCACCAAACUUUCAAACUGGGAUUGAGGCUUCUGGGCGAAUGUUCACUCUUCUCAACAGGGUUCCUGAAGUCAAAAAUAUACAAAAUCCUUCGAAAAGAAAGUGGGACGUUGGUGACCUCGAGUACUCCAGCGUUUACUUCUCAUACCCCACCAGGCCUGAUAUACCAAUUCUGAAAGGACUCGAUCUGAACAUUUUAGGAGGAAAGACUAUUGCCCUAGUAGGAUCAAGUGGUUGUGGUAAGAGCACCAUCAUACAACUUCUUGAAAGGUUUUACAAUCCGACAGCUGGAGAAGUAUGCGUAGACGAUUGCGACAUUAGGAUAAUGGAUCUUCAACAUCUACGAUCACAUUUUGGAAUAGUAUCGCAAGAGCCGAAUUUAUUUGACCGCACUAUAGCUGAGAAUAUAGCUUAUGGCAACAAUCAGCGAAAUGUUCCGAUGAGUGAAAUUAUAGCGGCUGCUAAAAACGCCAAUAUCCACAACUUUGUUACAUCCCUGCCAAAGGGAUAUGAAACUCCUCUUGGAACGAAAGGCACCCAGCUUUCUGGUGGUCAAAAACAACGAAUUGCCAUUGCUAGAGCCCUAGUUCGUAAUCCCAGAAUUCUACUUCUUGACGAAGCUACAUCUGCAUUAGAUAAUGAAAGCGAGAAGAUUGUUCAAGAGGCGUUGGAUAAAGCUAAAGAGGGACGUACAUGUAUUACAAUAGCACACCGUUUGACAACUAUUCAAGAUGCAGAUCUUAUUUGUGUUUUAGAAAAAGGCAGAAUUGUGGAAAUGGGGAAACAUCAAGAGUUAAUAGCUAGAAGAGGACACUAUUUCAAUUUUCACAAGUUGCAGAGCAAUCAUUAGAAGCAUUUCAUGAUAUUUUUAGUAAAAGAAACCUGUCUGAAUUUGGUUGGUCUUUACUUGAAGAUAUCAUUGUUCAACCUAUAUACAUACGAAAUUAAGAAGAAACUCACCGUAGAAGAAAAUAUGAGACCGUAUUGCUUAGAAAGAUUUGGUAAAUUUUAAUGAAGUCAUUUACUUCUCCAAUGAGGACCAGAAUGUGUAUUGUGGAAUGAAGAUUGAAUAUAAUAAAUGUUUGGAAGGAUGAACAUUUAUUUGGUAUAGUUUUACUGAUGGAGAUAAUAAAAGUGUGUCUUGAGUAA
Messenger RNA from Harmonia axyridis, 4354 nucleotides. RefSeq names its product ATP-dependent translocase ABCB1-like. The coding region runs from base 159 to 4055 and encodes 1298 amino acids. Lineage: Eukaryota; Metazoa; Arthropoda; Insecta; Coleoptera; Coccinellidae. Gene Ontology annotation, biological process: transmembrane transport. The transcript has 21 exons. Gene Ontology annotation, cellular component: membrane. The record is from RefSeq and is a predicted model, not a curated record. Gene Ontology annotation, molecular function: ATP hydrolysis activity; ABC-type transporter activity; ATP binding.